CCGGAUCGCGUGAGGUGGAAGAAGUGACCGAGAUGGCAGAUUUGUCGUUGUAUUUAACUAACGUCAACGUUUCACUGGGGCAAACUAUGGAAACUGAUAAGAAUCUCACAGGGGCGGCAGACUUUGGGAGGGUGGAAAUGGGAGACUCUGCCGGGACCCAGGUGAGGGUUCCCCGCAGGACCAUCUUCUUCGCCAGCGGAGAGACUAUGGAGGAGUACAGCACCGAUGAAGAGGACGUGGAGGAGCCCGUAAAGAGAGAAGUCAUUGCUGUUGAUGCGUCCAAACUAACCUGGGGUCCAUACUUCUGGUUCCACAUGUGGAGAAUGGGCACCUCAACUAUCUCAGCGUGUGACUACAUGGGAGAGAGGCUGGCCUCUAUGUUCGGCAUCACCUCUCCUAAAUACCAAUACGCCAUCGAUGAGUACUACCGCAUAAAAAAAGGGGAGGAGGAGGAAGAGGAGGAGAACCGCCUGUCCGAGAUGGCGGAGCGUCGGUUCGCGGACCAGCAGGAUCCUCAUCCCGCCACCGUGGAGCAGCCGGAGCUGUCCGGAGCCUCCUUUGUCAACAUCAGCUUCGAUCUCGAACCUGAGCCUCCCCUCAACGCCGCGGACAACAACAGAGUUCCCGUUCCUCUUCCCUCCUGAGACUUCAAAUUGAGGAGACAGGCUUUUUAAUUUAUGUAGCAGUAUAGAUUAAUAGUGUCGUUUUUUUUCAUUUAUAUGUUUUUAUUUUAGAAAAAAUUAAUCUAAGUUCAAAGUGCAGGGGGGAAAAAAGUGAGUGACUCUACUAGCCUUAUGCAGGAAUGUGUUUAUGACUGUUAAUCCUGCUACUGUAUGUCAGUGAAAGUCCGAUGUUUCGCAAGUUCAAGUGCUAUUUAGAUAAUCAGGGAAUGAUGUCAUUUCUGCGUCAGCCUUCUGACAGUCACAAGUACUCCCUGAAGGCCACCGUGCCUUCUUGCUCUUUUGAACAGGACGUAUGUGAUUUUGCUGAGUUAUUCACUUGCAGGCCUGUUAAUCCAAGAGCUCAAUUCAUAGGUAUGAUGCUUGGUUUUGUAGAUUAAUUAGUAACUGCUUGGUUCCCUCCAGAGCAUAACAUAUUUACAGGUAAACAUUAUAGCUAAGUCUUUGUACAUGGUCCCAUGUGUUUCCGUGGUCAUGGGAAAUUAACCAAAUACUUUGUUACUGUGUUAUUCGUGUGUGUUGAGGGUUCAUUCUUAAAGUGUCCUUCUGGAAGUCUUUUCAUAUAAAUGUUCUGCUGCGGGCUUAAAGCCGAGGCCGAGCCAUCAAAAUCUUCCUAUUGAUUUACAUCCCCUGACAUGUCUGUGUGGGACCAGCCCUCAGAUAAGCGUUGUUAGCAUUCCUCUUUUGAAUACGAUACGGCUCCAGAAGACUUUCUUAACUGGUCUUGUUCAUAAGUUUGUCUUUCACGAGUCACUGAAGGAUGUUAUCCAUGCUUUUUUUUUUGGUAAAAAGAGUCAAUAUGCAAAAGUUAUUUUAACAAACCUUUAAUGAAUAUAUAUACAUAUUUAUAUUUUCUGUGUUAAUAAAAAAAAUCAUAACUGCA
Pseudoliparis swirei is the source of this 1563-nucleotide messenger RNA. RefSeq names its product family with sequence similarity 177 member A1 (gene fam177a1a). The coding region runs from base 33 to 644 and encodes 203 amino acids. NCBI's taxonomy places the organism in Eukaryota, Metazoa, Chordata, Actinopteri, Perciformes, Liparidae. The transcript has 5 exons. The record is from RefSeq and is a predicted model, not a curated record.